Schistosoma mattheei is the source of this 3380-nucleotide messenger RNA. NCBI's taxonomy places the organism in Eukaryota, Metazoa, Platyhelminthes, Trematoda, Strigeidida, Schistosomatidae. The record is from the annotation of a GenBank genome assembly.
GGUCAUUUCAGGGUCAUUCGGUUCCGUCAUGAAGGUUUACCGGUUCUUGAUAUCUACUUAUCGUUAUUCGUAUUUAUAUUAAGCUGACACAAAAAUUCAUAAAAGCUUUGUUAAUUUUUAUUUUUGGCGUCGUCAUUUUUAUAUUGCAGUUACCAUACAUAAUUAGAUUAUAACCUAUGCAUAUAGGCAUAGUUUAUCUAAUUUAAUUUACCUAUAGCUAAAUUAAAUUUGCUUCUAAAACAUUCAGAAUCAAAAAAUUAGCUUCACAUCUCUAGCAAUAAUUUUGAAAUAGGUUCAGAAGGUAGUUUUGUCACUUUUGGUUUGUAGUUAGGGUUUUCAUUACGAACUGAUAUCAAACCUCUAUCUAUGUUUAACUUCAUUCGAUUCGUUAUGUAGCACUACUACUCAAUCUUUAGUGGUCAACUGCCUCACACCAGACAUUUUGACUCCAUUAGUCUUAACUUCUAACCAGGAUUCCAUGAUUUGCCUUUUAAAAUAAAUCGCUAGUAGGGGCAUAAUAAUUACCAUUAAUUGGUUUUGCGAAAGUUCUUGAAUUUUAUCGAGAUCACUUUAUUUCCAACCCGAUUUUAGUCGGGAAUUUGUAAUAUUCUUUUUUUAACUGAUGAUAAUUAAUUUCCCAUGAGCGUCCGUGCAGACUUUAUCUCAGUUUAGUUGCAAAAUUCUUUGGCUGGAUGCUAAUGACUGACUUAAACCUCGAUAUUCAACUUGAUUACCAUAUAAUUAUCAACGGUCAUGCUAAUUUACAAUGGUUAAACAAAUCUUAGAAAGUUGAGAGCAUGAAUGUAACAACAACCCAUUUUCAUAAAUCACCAGUUAUCUGCCUGUAUUUGAUAAAAAUUCCUCCAGAUUUCAUAUUCGUAUUCGGAAAUUUCAUCCGUUCAAUAUGUCCAAAAGUAAAGAGUGCCAGACAAAUCAUUUCAGAUAAUUCUUGUUUCAAAACAAAUGUAUUAUCAUUCUUGCUGGGAAUGUCAAAUAUUUGUUACCCUCCAAAUUCCAAAGUUUAUAAAAGCUAUCUAAGUAAUCGUGUCACUGAUGGGUCUCUUUCGAUGCAUUUCAUCAAUAUUCUGUUUUGUCUUUCAUGAAUUUUACUAUACUUUCUCUUAAAAUUACCAAGAUAUUAAGACUCAUUCAUGCUAUUUGUUAUUUAUAGUUUGGAAUAAGUCUUCCCAUUUAUUUUUUCUGUACCUUUUGAUUUUUAGUACUUUUAGUUUCGUAUACGCCGCUUAGCUAUAAAGCUAUUUAUCAACAAAGUCAUCGCUGCUACAUCCAUGUACUCAUUUGUUCAAAGUGUGCUAAAGUUCACUAAAUAUUCAUUAAAAAACCGGCUUAUGUGCUUUAGUUCCAUCCAGCAUCUAUACAGCAAACAAUUUUAAAGGGUACACUUAUCAUCUUGUGUCAUGUACAACGAUUGAUACAUCUGACAACUACCACACACAUGAAAGGAUUCGAAAAUACUAUAAAACUUAAAGUGUGAUGAAUGGCUCCAAGUGGUCAUUCACUGUUUAAUAUGCUUCUUGUUUCUUGUGGAGGUUUUAUAUGUAGAAUUGUGUUAAAUUUGAAUUUUUUAUUUGGUAGAAUUAACAUGUCUACAUGCAACAGUAAUAUUUUCCAAAAUUUUAGUCUAUCUUAAGCAUUCCAUCAAUGAUUGGAUUUUGUACAAGUAUCGGGAAGAUUUCAACUGGAAUACGGACGUUUACAAAGGUAAUAGCUGCAUUUUUAGAUAAAUUUGCAACCAGGCAAGUUUUCUUUGUGCUCCGAUCCGUAAAAAAAUCUAUAUUGAAGUUUAUGGGUGUCAAAUGAACCAUAGUGAUACCAAUAUUGCUCAGAGUUUAUUAACAAAAGCUGGGUAUACUAUUGUCCCGUCGGAUGAACAGUGUGACACUGUCUUGCUCAUGACAUGUGCCAUUCGAGAUAGUGCUGAAGUAAAAAUUUGGCGACGUAUUCAACACCUGCGAUCUCUUCACCGUAAAUCAUAUAUAAAAAUAGGUGUUCUAGGAUGUAUGGCCAGAAGGUUAAAGGAUAAACUCCUUAUGGAUGACAGCCGUAAAACUUUAAAAGCGGGUGAUCUUCAGUCAUCUAAUUUUGAUCACGAUAAUUACACUGUUGCGGCAGAUUUUGUUUGCGGCCCUGAUUCUUAUCGUGAUUUGCCGAAACUUAUUGAAGAUGCUCAUUCUGGACUAAAAGGUGCUAGUGUCGCAUUGUCUCUGGAAGAGACAUAUGCAGAUGUAACUCCUGUACGACGUCAUUUUACAACCGACAAAUCCUCAGACCCAAUCCCUGCUCCUACGGCUUUCCUAUCAGUUAUGCGUGGGUGUGAUAAUAUGUGCACCUAUUGUAUUGUACCUUUUGUCAGAGGACGUGAACGCAGUAGACCAUUGGAUUCAAUCCUUCACGAAGCACAAAGCUUAUUUAAUGAGGGAGUAAAAGAAAUUACUUUGCUUGGACAAAAUGUUAAUAGUUAUUGUGAUAAUUCGAAUACAGACUUAUCAAUCAACUCGUCUAAAACGAUUUCAACACUUGUCCCUGGAUUUAAAACUGUUUAUAAACCAAAAGUUGGUGGUUUAAGAUUUUUCGAUUUAUUAGACCAAGUAAGUCAGAUUAGUCCAGAACUUCGUAUUCGAUUCACAUCACCACAUCCAAAAGAUUUCCCAAAAGAGGUUCUUCAACUAAUUUCUGAACGUAAAAAUAUUUGUUCAAAUAUACAUUUACCAGCUCAAUCAGGCAGUAGUGUUGUUCUAGAAAACAUGAGAAGAGGUUAUACUAGACAAGCCUACAUAGAGUUAGUGAACACUAUUCACGAAAUAGUUCCAAAUGUUAGCCUUACAAGUGAUUUUAUCGCAGGAUUUUGUGGUGAAACUGAAGAAGAUCACUCUCAAUCUCUUGAGCUCAUUGAACGUGUUGGUUAUUCAUUUUGUUUCUGUUUUCCGUACAGUAUGCGUGAGAAAACUUUUGCAUAUCAUCAUUUAACUGAUGAUGUACCAAUUGAAGUGAAAAAACGACGACAUGAAGAGUUAUCAAUGAUAUCUCGAAACAAAAGUUUAGAGUUUAAUCAAAAACAAAUUGGCUCUAUUCAAAUUGUUUUAGUUGAAGGACCUAGUCGUCGUUCACCAACGCAAGUGUUUGGACGUAAUGAUUAUAAUACGAAGGUAAUUUUCGACCAAGAUGUUACACAAAUACCAACUACUAAAAAUCAAGAUUCUUCGCGUAUAUCCUUCAAGUCUGGUGAUUAUGUGGUUGUUGAGAUUGUUGGUGCAACGUCUCAGACAUUACAAGGAAAGGCUCUUGGCUUGUCUACACUUGGAGAUUUUUGUGAAACAAAGUGGCAUAGUGUAAAUACAGCUAAAAUAAUAUAAAUCGUU